GUCCACUCACUCCCCCCGCCCCAUAGCCUCGGCGCCGCCCGGAAUUCAAUCGCAAAUCCAAACUGCUUGUUAACAGGUGGCUCUACGCGGUAAGGGUCACAAGACGAUUGUAAAGGGACGCCGAAGUUUGGAGGAAAAUUAUCCGCUGUUUGAUGUAGUGUAGCCGGUGGGCGUGGCUCCUCGAUUGGUUCAUCUCCGAGGUGAGUGUCUGCCGCUGGCACCUCGGGCAUCCUAGGUUAAUCCGGCUGUUUAUUUUGGUGGUUCGGUCUGUGUGAGGUUAAGACGGCUCGCUUCCCUAUCUGAAGGUUUUGAUACAGGACUUGCUCAGUCAUGAACGGACAAGUGGAAGAAGUCAAGAAGUAUGGAGAGAGACCAAUGGGAAGCCCUGUCAGGGUUGUAAAGGCAGAUCCAGAUCUUGUAUCUGAUGUCACAAUUUCUUGUUCAACUCCAACCGCUCACGACUUCUCUGAUAGGAAACGUCAGGAUGAAAUGUUGGCGUGGGAAUCUGUUGUUGCUGACUUACCGUCAGAUGAUGAAGAUGGUGAGAUAUUUGACAAAACUGUUGCCUCUAUAAUUAUUGGCAUGAACAUGGUGCAGUACCUGAAUCUUUUCAAAGAUGCAGACAUAGGUCUUAAUUUGUUCCUUACCCUAAGCGAGGAUGACUUGGAAGUUAUUGGCAUAGAGGACAAAGCGCACAGGAAAGACAUUGCUCAUGGCAUUUACAACAUCAGAAAGAAGAGAGUAGGAAACAGCCCUUCUCGAGGGCUGCAGGAUGAUGUUUUGGAUGCGACAAUGAGUGUGCAAGAAACUAUUCCUGUCAUGUGUCACACUGUCAAACACAUCAAUAAUCUUGUCAUCCUUCUGCGGAAUUAUCGAUCAAGGCUGAACUCUAGCAGUGUCAGAAAUAAUGUCCUGGACCCUCAUCACUCUGCUGCUGUUGGAGCCAAAAUCUUGACCAAAGAAGCUCUUGCUCAAGCAGAGUUACUGAAAGUACAGUUGCACGGAAUGCUGUUAAAACUUGAUCCUAUGAGGCCUGAGAAAUGCCGAAAGACCAGAUCUGCAAGUGUAAAGUCUAAGAAAGAAAGAAGAGCUAUAUAUGGAGCAGUUCUUGUGUCAGCAGGUAUAUCUUUCCUUUUGGCUCUUAUUUUACGUAGACGAUAAGCUGAAUAUUAAGGAUUGGCAUUCUAAGCCAAAUCUGUGCCAUGUUUGAGUAGAUACUCUUCAUUGAAGAGGUAGGGGACCGAAUCUUAAUUUAUUAUUUAGUUAAUUAGCAAUAAAUUAUACUUAAGGGUUGAAUCUCCUUUAUUGCAUAUGCCUGGAGGGCUGUGACAAACAUGGUGCAAGAAACAUGUGCUGCUCAAAUUUACACUGUAUUAUUGUAUUCUGUGAUAAAUUAUUCCUAGUUUUCCAUAUUGUAGGUAAAAUUUAUGGUGAUCCAAAAUCUCAUUUUAUGUUUGUUUCAUUCAUUAAACCGCUUACAACGAUUAAUGAAAACAAAAUUAAACUUGUUUUGCAAAUAA
Messenger RNA from Frankliniella occidentalis (western flower thrips), 1520 nucleotides. RefSeq lists its product as uncharacterized. NCBI's taxonomy places the organism in Eukaryota, Metazoa, Arthropoda, Insecta, Thysanoptera, Thripidae. The transcript has 5 exons. Gene Ontology annotation, molecular function: protein binding. The coding region runs from base 331 to 1161 and encodes 276 amino acids. The record is from RefSeq and is a predicted model, not a curated record.